Meloidogyne enterolobii is the source of this 699-nucleotide messenger RNA. The record is from the annotation of a GenBank genome assembly. Lineage: Eukaryota; Metazoa; Nematoda; Chromadorea; Rhabditida; Meloidogynidae.
AUGUCUAAUAAAAACUCUAAUAUCUCAUUUUUAGGAAUCCCUUUAAAUUCCCCUGAUGGACAAUGGUUCUCUUAUGGAAUGAAACUCCCUCAAAACUUGGCAGAAAUUGAUCAUUAUUUAUUCUCAAGAUUGAGACGUAAAUGGCUAGCUUUAGAAGGAAAGAAAAUACAAACAACAGUAAAAGUGGAUACUGACAAAAUUAAAGGAUUUGAAAUUCCUAUAGAAGCAAACCUUAUUUGGCCUAAAUUAUUUAGUAAUCCAACUGUCCAUUUUCCAUUAACUGCAGUUGGUAAUUUUAGUAUUGUUAAUUUGACAAUAUCAAAUCCAACAACGUCACCAAUAAUAAUACAAAUACUUCCUUUGGUUAUUUAUCCUGAUUCUGAUAGUUUACUCGAUAUUUUAAGUGAUGAAUUGUCAAUACCACCAUUAAUUAAUCCUAUAGAAUUGAAUGAAACAUUAAUGUUUUCAUUGCGUGAUACAGAAUUGUUUACUCUUAGACCUGGAAGUCCGACUCCAAAGCUUCGUGAAGAAGUUGAAAAAAUUAUUGAAGGUCCAGUUCCUCGAUUUACUUUAACUAUGCUGCUUCGCCCUGGAAUGAGUGCCCGUGUUCGUAUUGGCUUCCUACCUUCAGAUUAUUCUCUUCGGUCUUCUAUGAUGAUUAUAAGAAACAAUCUUACUGUUAUAGGUUGGAAUAUGUAA